This is a messenger RNA of Eruca vesicaria subsp. sativa (arugula), 501 nucleotides long. Lineage: Eukaryota; Viridiplantae; Streptophyta; Magnoliopsida; Brassicales; Brassicaceae. The record is from the annotation of a GenBank genome assembly.
AUGAACAAGAAGAAUAGAGCUGAGAAUUGCAAGAACGCUUCCGAGGUGAAAUCAAUCACUGCUAGUCUCAAGGCUGGUGUAGCUGGGUAUGAUCCGUUUUCAAGGAGGUGGACACGGUCAUCGAACUACUACAAUGGUAAAAACAGUGGGAAAGAUGGAGGAGAGAAUGAGGCAGCUGUUGCAGCAGCGGUUGAGACCAAUGGAGGAGGAGAGAACGGUGUGGAAGCGACAGAAGCGGCUGCAGAGGCAGGGAAGCUAAUAGACACUAGAGCUCCAAUAGGUCAAGGAGUGGAACACAAUCUGAUGCAUAGUUUUGAAUUGUCUUUAUCGCUAACUGCGUUGCAGAAGUAUGGAGGGCCUCAAGGAUUACAGAAAGCGUUCAUGGCGAGGAAACAUGUGACAGAAGUAACAGUGGGAUGCAGAGUUGUUGAGAAUGAUGGUAAGAGACAUGGACUUACGUUAACUGUUAGUGAUUACAAGAGAAGGAGAGGUCUUCUAUGA